AGUAGAGAGAUGAAUCUUCUGUCGAUAUAACAAAUAUAGCCAGUGUUAUUUUGUGGCAAAGCUUACUUCACUGACAGUAUGGGUUCAAGGUGUUUCAUUUUCAGACAAAUAGUUUUCAUACUUCUUUACAGUAUGUUUCCUCAGGAUGUGUCGUCUGCUUUCACUGAUGAGCAGACGAGAUCUAUUGAAACUUUUGUAUCGGAGUACAUGGCAUGCAAGGGCGUGCCUGGCCUAGGCAUUGGUAUCGUCAAGGAGGAUGCAGUGCUUGCGAGAGGAUUCGGACUCGAGGAUGUUGACAAGAAGAGGAACGUGACAACGGAUGGAACUCUUUUUGCUAUUGGUUCUACGACAAAGGCAUUCACAACAGUGGUCUUGGCUGCUGCCCUUGAGGGAACGCAUGGAAGGUUGACGUGGGACUCUAAAGUCGCUGAUGUUUUGGGAGGCGACUUUCGGUUUAUUGACACGGAGAGAACUAAACUGACGACUAUAAAGGACUUGAUGGCUCACAGGACUGGUCUGAGUGGUCCCAGCGUGGCACUCUCCUACAGCUACGACCCCUCCUACACUCGCGCCGAUCUCGCAAGGGAUAUUCGUUAUCUGGAAGAGGAGGAGGGUUUCAGGGAUCAGCAUCGUGCACGCAUCCACCCUCUGGAACCGGCAGGGGGUAUUGUAGCUACGGUCGAUGACAUGAUGAAAUGGUUGAAAUUCCUCACGGCUGACGGGAGAACUGAGGAAGGGAGACAGUUGAUGUCGGUGCCAAUGAUGAAGUCAAUGUUUGAAGUGCAUAUGUUUGUCCCUGGUGACGACAAACGUAUCAGCGUUCCAACAUUCCCGGCAACACAUCUACAACGAGGCUAUGGACUGGCUUGGGACAUAGGAAACUACCGAGGGUUUCAGUUUCUGUGGCACGAUGGUUCCAUCGGCGCCCAUGACUCGCUGGUAGCCGUUUUGCCACAGUUCCAACUAGGUAUCUUCAUCUCCAGCAACACGAUGGCCGAUCUCAAACCUAUAGUAUACUACGUGGUCGACCUGCUGUUGGCACAGCCACAGUGGCUCAAUUCAACAUCCGCGUGUUCUUUCCCGUCACCAUGGAUACAGGAGAAUUCCAACGGGUCAGAUUCUGAGACAGAUGGCAACAGAAAACCAGCCAACCCUCCUGACACUGAAAUCGGAAUGGAGCGGUAUAUAGGAAGCUACGGGCACAGAGUAUUCGGCGAGUUGCAAGUUAGUCUGAACAAGUCAACACAAAACCUGCAUCUCCAUUAUGGCAAGUUACAAGGACCACUAGUUAUUGAAGACACAAAUAAACAUGUAUUUUCGCUUAAUAGAGUUACAAACUAUGUCAGAUUCGAAACGAUUGUGAAAGAGAAAUUUCAAACUUUCGUGUUUCUCGAUGAAAGUGUAUUUUACGAACGAGGAGUGCGCCUCUCAGACCCGAUCAGAAACAGUGGGUGUCGUUCUUACUCCGGUGUCUUGAUGAUAGUGCUGGCAAUUCACUGGAUGACAAGUGGUGAAUGUGUGUAUUGGGCGCCAUGAUGCCAACAACGUCAUCACGUUAAGGUUGUGUGGGUGGUUUUUGUAAACAGAAAAGAAUGGAAGUUUUAAACCCCAAAGCUGGCAUCAAAAAAUAUUCACUCACUGGAUAAAGAGAUCACAUGAUCGAAAUCGAGGGUGAACUCGCCGGAAGCCAACACAAUUCAGGAGGUUUCCAUAUCUGCCGGUGCUGGACCGGAUUAUAGAUAGAAAUAAAACAGGAAACGUUCACGGUUUAA
Haliotis rubra (blacklip abalone) is the source of this 1772-nucleotide messenger RNA. RefSeq lists its product as uncharacterized. The record is from RefSeq and is a predicted model, not a curated record. The coding region runs from base 79 to 1536 and encodes 485 amino acids. Lineage: Eukaryota; Metazoa; Mollusca; Gastropoda; Lepetellida; Haliotidae. The transcript is spliced from 5 exons.